This is a messenger RNA of Dinoponera quadriceps, 1548 nucleotides long. It is a transcript of the gene Efr, whose product is annotated as UDP-xylose and UDP-N-acetylglucosamine transporter. Gene Ontology annotation, biological process: transmembrane transport. The transcript has 5 exons. Bases 306 to 1307 code for a protein of 333 amino acids. The record is from RefSeq and is a predicted model, not a curated record. Gene Ontology annotation, molecular function: UDP-xylose transmembrane transporter activity; UDP-N-acetylglucosamine transmembrane transporter activity. Gene Ontology annotation, cellular component: endoplasmic reticulum membrane; Golgi membrane. Lineage: Eukaryota; Metazoa; Arthropoda; Insecta; Hymenoptera; Formicidae.
CGCUGUCCCAGUUAUGGUUCACGGCUGUCGCGAAAAAUGACGGAGCGGCCGGACGCUUCGUCGCCGCAUCGUAAAUGUCAGAUGGAGGGGAUAUGAAAUAGCGCGUGUGGAUCGAAGGAAACAAAAAGGCCUUUAGUUGCCUCCGAAGAGUCAUAUCACCAAGUUCCAUCGUUGAAUUAUUAUGCGACCGCAUUAUAAUGGUAUGUGAUAGCCACUCGGUGUGCCGCUUGGACUUUGUGACCGACCUUAUAGGUUAGACCGCUCCGGGAUUAAUAGCGCGAAGAAAAAAAAAGAGGAAGGUCACGAUGCGGGCGGCUAUCGCGGUGUUCUGCGUGUUCCUCGGCUGCUGCACCAACGUUGUGUUCCUGGAGCUGCUCGUCAAGGACGAUCCUGGUAGCGGGAAUCUCAUCACGUUCUCGCAGUUUCUCUUUAUCGCUGUCGAAGGCUUCCUGUUCACAUCGAAAUGCGGCACCGUCAAGCCGAACAUCGGCAUAAAAGACUAUUUUGUCCUGGUCACAAUGUUCUUCGUCGCCAAUGUCUGCAACAAUUACGCCUUUGACUUCAAUAUUCCCAUGCCGUUGCACAUGAUAUUCAGAGCUGGUUCUCUCAUAGCCAACAUGGUCAUGGGGAUAGUAAUAUUGAAGAAGAAGUACAUGCUUAGCAAGUACUUGUCAGUGUUCAUGAUCACCUCAGGCAUAGCGAUCUGCACGAUCGUCAGCGGCAAGGAGAUCAAGUCCCUACGGCAGAAGGAUAUGGAGCACGUGCCCACGACACCGCUGGAGGAUUUCUUCUGGUGGUCCCUGGGUAUAUCUCUGCUGACGAUCGCUCUGUUCGUCUCCGCGAGAAUGGGAAUCUACCAGGAGGUGCUGUACAGCCGGUACGGCAAAAAUGCGCGGGAGGCUUUGUAUUAUACGCAUCUGCUACCCCUGCCAUUCUUCAUGACGUUGGCGCCCAACAUCUACGAGCACUGGAAGUUCGCGUAUGCGUCCGAACUGACGGAGCUGCCCCUGAUCGGCUUGCACAUGCCGAAACUGAUCGUGUACUUACUCGGGAACAUCCUCACGCAAUACAUGUGCAUCAGUUCUGUGUUCGUGUUAACGACCGAGUGCAGCUCGCUCACGGUCACCCUGGUGAUAACACUGCGGAAGUUCCUCUCCCUGCUCUUUUCCAUAGUUUACUUCAAGAACCCGUUCACGCUGCACCACUGGAUCGGCACGUUACUAGUCUUCGUGGGUACAGUCAUAUUCACGGAAGUGUUACCAAAGAUUAAGCAAAGUCUGCAGCCCGUACCUAAGAAGGUGGAUUAGACGCGGUGGAAUUGAACUAAACGCCGUGAUUUAUAUUAUCUAAUAACAAAUUCGCGAUAAACGGCACUUUAGAGAGAUAUCCUUCAAUCGGAUCACAAGGUGACCGUCGAUUGGUUUGUAUAAAUCAAUACGUAUAUGUUCCUGUAAAAAUAGCGACAAGUAGUAGACAGAGAUAUUAUCUUUGUUACCUCAUUGCUAUAUUUUCAUAAUUAAAUUGACGAAUAAAGAGGAGUCGCAUUCA